AUGGAAUUAGCUGGGGAGGAGGUGGAUGUAGAUUCAGAUGUUACUGCUGGUGCAUCUUUCACUCUUCAUAGCAAUUUUAAAAUAUUUGCUCGUGCAAUUUUGGCUUUGAAUCGUGUCGGCAAUGAAUUGUACAUGGAACCAAGUGAUUUCGGUCUUGUUUUGCGAUCUUUAAGCUGUUCAAAGUCGGCCUUUGGCACUUUUAUGUUUUCCAAAUCAUUCUUCAGUGAAUGUGAUGUAUUACGACUUGAUCCGAAUGCUUACAAUGUCUGCCGAAUUCCAAUGAAGUGUGCGUUAUCAGCCUUCAAGUGUGUGAAAAGUUCUGAAAAGGUUGUUCUUUCAUGUCAGAUUUAUCUCAAUCCUCGGGCCGAUACUAUGCUUAUUCAACUCACACAUACCUAUGAUGUCAUAAGAAAUCAUCAAAUACCAUUCUUCGAAUGCACCACCACGUUUCGAACCGUUGUCGAUAAAACAAAUUUAAAUAACUGUUUUGUGAUACAAGCAAGAUUGUUGCUCGAAAUGUUCAAUCGAAUGCAUCACAACACGGAUGAAAUUUCAAUUGAUGCUAAAAUUGACGAAAUAUCAUUCAGAAAUUAUAUUACACACGAACAAGAUAGAGACAUGGUUAUGAAAAUCGAAGGAAAAAUUCCAGUUGCUGAAUUUCAGAAGUACAGUAUUCAACGGCCAGCUGAAAUUACUGUGAAUUUGAAGGAACUGAAAGCUAUUGUAAAUUUUGCAGAUAUUCAUCAGUCAUUUGUCAGCAUUUAUUUCGACCAACCAGGAACACCUAUAGUAGUAGCUUUGGAAGGUGAUGUCGUUUAUACGGCUGAAGUGAUACUUGCAACAGCUGUGGAUGAUCCCGCAGGUUAUGAUGUGAAUCCCGAAGUUCCAAUCAAAAUUGUUCAUGUCCCAAAUGACAAAGGACAACUUAAACGGAAGCGAAGUCAGUCUUCGUUAAAUCCUUAUCUGUCAGAAAAUUCGGCAGCAGAUUGUAUGGUGGCAAGAAAACGAGUCAUUGGGACAUCAGGUGUCAGGAGUAAUGGUGCAAAUGAAGCGUUAAGUGGAGUAGGAAAUAAAGAUUUUGUUAUUGGUCUACCGUACGCAACGUCUUCUCCCAUCAGCGAAACACGAAAGGAGCAGAUGGCACAGAAAGGAAAAGAAGACACAUUGGCGGAGAAUCUAAAACUGCAAGAUGAUGCUGCGAUGGACAUUGGAACAAGUGUGACAGAGACUUCGAGAAUUUCGAGAAUGAAUCCAUGUGUUGAUGAUGUUAGGAGAUCUGGAUCAGAAAGCCCACCUUCUCGAGGUCCAGCCCUCUUUCGCUAUUUAUUUUCACUUGAUGAGCCAACAUUUGAUUCAGCAGAAUUUUCCCGCGACGCGGAAGUUUUGGCUUCUGAUUCAGGUUCAGAAGCUUCAGAUCUACAUCCGGAACAAUAUAUCUUUGAGUCUGAUUCAGAACCCGCUUUAUGA
Messenger RNA from Brugia malayi, 1467 nucleotides. It is a transcript of the gene Bma-hpr-9, whose product is annotated as Rad9 family protein. The transcript has 10 exons. The record is from RefSeq and is a predicted model, not a curated record. Gene Ontology annotation, cellular component: checkpoint clamp complex. NCBI's taxonomy places the organism in Eukaryota, Metazoa, Nematoda, Chromadorea, Rhabditida, Onchocercidae. The coding region runs from base 1 to 1467 and encodes 488 amino acids. Gene Ontology annotation, biological process: cellular response to ionizing radiation; DNA replication checkpoint signaling; DNA repair.